Molecule: messenger RNA, 898 nt
Organism: Chenopodium quinoa (quinoa)
Lineage: Eukaryota; Viridiplantae; Streptophyta; Magnoliopsida; Caryophyllales; Amaranthaceae
Exons: 1
Coding region: 156-635 (159 amino acids)
Source: RefSeq, a predicted model, not a curated record
GCACACAGGCCGUUAAAAAUAUUGUACAACCAGAAUAUGCUGAUGCAAAAAACAAUCCACCAAGCUCAAACAAAGGAAGAUCUGAAUGCAAAGAAACACCUCGAACAUUGUUCACUAGAGAGCAUAGAUUGCUAAGGAAAGAAGGGGAGAAAUGGAUGCGAGACACAGCAACAUCAUGUAUGGUUGUAGCAACACUAGUCACAGCAGUCGUCUUCCAAGCAAUCUUUCAACCACCUUCACCAAGUAAUAAUAACCAAAACAAAAAGUUAUUUUGGUUGUUUGUAGCAUCGGAUGCAUUUUCUUUAUUGUCUUCAACCGGCUCGAUCUUGACAUUCCUUUCCAUCUUGACAUCAAGGUACGCCGAGGAGGAUUUUCUAGUAUCGUUACCUCUCAAAUUAAUAGUUGGGUUGGCGUUACUUUUCUUCUCUAUAAUGACAAUGUUGUUAGCCUUUACCGUGGCUAUUGUCAUCAUCUACCCACAUCGAAUGUUAUGGAUAACUAUCGCUAUCCUAGCAUGGAUCAUUGGUAGCUCCUAUAUUUUGCAACAUCUUCCAUUGUUGGUUGAGGUUUAUUGUUCAACAUUUGGAUCUAAUUAUAUUUUCCGACCUCAACAAGAGCUCUUUCGAGAUUCAUGAAUUAAGAAGCGAAUGAACCUCGAGGGUUUCGAGACUGUUUAUAGGUGAUCAGAUUCAUUUUCUGGCCGUAAAUGACGGGCUAACUAUUGUAUGAGCUACAUGUAAUAGAGUCUAUUGUAUCUUGUACUUUGGCCCAUGCCACAAGUAUACAUAUACCUCUGUUCGAUAAUAAGGAUACGCUUUGAUUUUUUUACCAUUUUUUUAGUAUUAUACUUUGUAUGUAAAAUGAUUUAACAUAUGUAGUAUAAGAUUUUGUUUGAUUA